Rhodofomes roseus is the source of this 2490-nucleotide messenger RNA. RefSeq lists its product as uncharacterized. The coding region runs from base 49 to 2490 and encodes 813 amino acids. Lineage: Eukaryota; Fungi; Basidiomycota; Agaricomycetes; Polyporales; Fomitopsidaceae. The record is from RefSeq and is a predicted model, not a curated record. The transcript has 5 exons.
GAUAGAUCACUAGAGCUUUCUUCACUUCGGCUCUUCGCCCGCUCAACGAUGGGUAGUAAACAGUCCGAGUCUGCAUUGCCCAGGACACCGUCGAAAGGGAAGGAGAAACAAACAGAGCCAGAAACGCAGAUCACCGCCACGCCGGCUAGAGGCAGUCCUUACCAUGUACUUCAGACGGCCACUCGCCCUGGUAACAACAUACUCUCGGACGAUCACCAGCAUUACAUUCAGGGCGCAUACAAAGACUACACUCACUGGGACGUUGAUGUCGAGGACUUUGUUCGUGCGGUAUUCGGCUGCCAGUGGACCGACAUUGAGGCCUUGCGGGAGCCCUAUCGUGACCCAUCGAACACGAAGGAUAUCCCCCCCGAGAAGUACUUUAUAUCCAAGGUCGAACUCAAGAAAUACUGGGAGGGUAACGAGAGGAAUGGUUAUGAGCCGUUCGCUCGCGCAGGGGACGCGCUUCUGGAGGAGCUAUAUGGCCCGCAUUCGACCGGCAAAGCUCCCGACGAGAGCCUUGUGGCUAGACGUCAAGCCCUCCAGCGGCGAUGGGCCAACAACUCUUCGCGCAACGGUCAAGUUAUGCGCCCCUGGCCAGCAAGGUUCGAGAUCCGGGAUGUCAAGGCGGUGGGCAACUUCGGUAUUGAUGAAAAGCCGGACCUUGCGUACAGCACGACGGCCGGCAGACCCUUCUGGGAGUGGGAGCUGGUUUCGAUGGAGUUCAAAAUGGAAGGGAAGACGGGUGCGAAACGCAAGGAAAUCAUAGAUUCUCUGAGCGAUAUACUGCUUCGCUGGGACGAGAAACAGAAGACGUUUGUUGUGGAGGCAAAGGGGAAAUCGUCCAAAGCCGCUCGCGACGAUGAUGCAGAUUACGUUCCUGGGAAGCAGCCCAAGCAGACGAAGAAGAAAGGCCAGUCGUCGACAUCGUCGAGCAGCAAGCGAAAGCGAGAAGCCGAAGAGGCUCUGAAUACCAAGAGCAAGCGCAGCAAGAACCAGCCCGACUCGGAGUCGCCUUCUGCUGCCUCUGAAGGGUCAAAGAUAAUCGGCAAACAGGCGCAGGUGGUGAAAUACAUGAAUCAGGUGAUGUCCCACAACGUACGCUCGUAUACGAUCGCAUGGCUGGUCGACUCCGGCACGCUGAGGCUCGUCUAUGGCGACCGAAUGGGAAUCAUCUUCACGAAGCCGAUCGAUUUUCUGGACAAGGACGCGAGCUUGCUCUUGCUGAUUCUCGCCGCCAUGGGGACCGCCGAUGUGCACGACCUGGGGAUUCACCCGUGCGUCCACUACCCGAAGGAUGCGCACGGGCACGACCAGUUCUGUCUGGACAACGGGUAUCGAGGCUCGAAGCUUCGACUUGCCGUCGAACUUGACGAGGGGACCGCCGUCGAUGUCGAGUUCAAUCUCGAUGUCAGCGAGAGCAACAUGAGGGACAUGCACCGGGCGAAGAAGGAGAAGAAGAAGACUGCAACGAGCGGUGCGCAGCGAGCGAGCCGGGGAGCCUCGGAGACGGUGGAGGGAGCACUGGAAGACUCGGAGUCGAGCCAACGCCGCACGAUCUACACCGAGUUUGGCAUGAUCGGACGAGGGACGACGGUCAUUCCCGUGGUUGCGGCGCCCGGCACGAAGACGGAAGAGCUGUUCGGAUCGGAGGCUCUUGUUGCCAAAGUGGCCUGGCCGCACGCUGUCCGGAAGGCGGAGGACGCGAUGAUCAAGGCCGUUCGCAGACGUCUGGCGGAGAGCAAGCCGAACUACUUGAAGCACAUCGUGGACCUCAAGUGUUCGAUGACGAAGAGCGGAGACUCGGAAGAGAUGCACCUCCCUCGUUUCAAGUUGGGCGUUGUUCCCGGGGCAGAUGAGCUACGAGUCUGCCGCAUUCUGGUCCUCAAGGAGUACGAGCCCCUGGAGACCAUCGGAUCCGGAGAUAACUUCCGCAUCGUGUUCUUUGAUGUCGUUCGUGCUCAUCACUGGGUGUACGAGACGUCGAAGAUCCUGCAUCGUGAUAUAAGCCUCAACAACAUCAUGUGGUAUCGACUGCCAGACGGGCGGAUCAUCGGUGUUCUUUGCGACUGGGACCUUGCGGAAGACCAGAAGUCGUUCUUCUACGGCUAUAUCUACUUUGCUGCGGCAUACAACCCAGACGAGCAGGCCUUCGGCUACAUCAAGGAUUGGCAGUGUGCUUCCCUCGUCGCCAUCGGGGACAACAAACGGAGGUUUCUGGAAGAAGAAUCAAUUCGUCGCAACGUAAUGAAAACCGCCCACGAUACUCUGAAGCCGCUGCUGGCCAAAGGCACUCCGCUGAUGAACCUUUUGUAUCAAUUCGGCGACAUCGAAACUGAUAGGGCCAUCAUCACGAAUGUUGUCAAUAACCCCAGGAUGACGCUGGAGCGUAAGCGGGCGAAGAUUGAGUCGCUGGAGAAGGAGAGGGAGGAAAAGAUGUCCUUCAGCAUAUUCAUGGAGAUACUGGGGGUUCCCGAGGAGGAGAGUGUGUGA